This is a messenger RNA of Blastomyces gilchristii SLH14081, 1960 nucleotides long. RefSeq lists its product as uncharacterized. The transcript is spliced from 3 exons. Lineage: Eukaryota; Fungi; Ascomycota; Eurotiomycetes; Onygenales; Ajellomycetaceae. The coding region runs from base 410 to 1540 and encodes 376 amino acids. The record is from RefSeq and is a predicted model, not a curated record.
UAUAUAUAUAUAUAGGUUAGUUAGUUAUUGGCAGAGAGAGUGAAGCACUCGGAGUACUCUUCUGCCUUUGCGUAAAUGGAAUAGUACAUAUUAUUAUUACCUGUAUGUCCGUCCAUAUUUGCACUCAAGAAACUUCUCUGUAUAUUAUUAUUACUACUUUCCAGGUGUUGUUGACGUUGAGCUCAAUUCUUCCAGUAGAAUAGUUAACUAACAACCCCCGAACUUCCCCCGCGAUUAAGUUUAGUUAUAACUAAUACUCUUCUUAUAAUGGCUUCCCUCCCGCAAUCCCCAUUCCCAUCACCAGGGUAUUAAACAGGUUGUCGGGAGUCAACCGAUGAUGCUCUGUAUAUGGAGUAUAUAGACCACACUCAGUUCUCUCUCCCCCGCAUCAAUAGUAAAUCCUAACUUGAUGAAGUCCGUCAAGACACAUAUGGACUCCUCUGCGCCCAUCCAGGGACAGGCAGUUACAGUUAGCCUAAAAGAGCUUGAAGAGGGUUCCGUUUCUUUCGAGACAUUAACUGAAGCCUUUGGCCCGUCGUCACUCGGCAUCAUCAUCGUCAAAGAUCUCCCCGCCCGCUUCAAAGAGCUACGCGCCACAGCCCUAUCAAAUGCCUCAUACGUAGCUGCGCUCCCACAGGAUGAGCUCGACACCCUCUCCAGCCCCGCAUCCAAAUACCUCGUCGGCUGGUCCUGUGGCAAAGAAACCCUCCGCUCCGGCCGCUUCGACACCCUCAAGGGCUCCUACUACAUAAACUGCGCAUUCUACCAGGAUCCAUCCCUGCAAAAUGCGCCCGAGGACGGAUUUCCAGAUUUCCCCCAGCACACGGCCCCGAAUAUCUGGCCCAAUGCCCAGCACCUGCCCACUUUCCGCAAUAGCAUCGAGCAACUCUGCACCCUAAUCAUCGAUACCGCGACGCUGGUAGCGCGCGCCUGCGAUCGCUAUGCGCUGGCGAAUAUCGAAGGGUAUAAGAGCGGUUAUUUGGAGCAUGUUGUCAAGACGAGCUUGACCACCAAAGCGAGGUUGUUGCAUUACUUCCCCCCUGUGGUAGACGAGGCUGGAACAGACAGCGUGCAAAGAGGCGCAGGUGAGGACGACGAAGGUGAAGAAGAGGAUGACUGGUGUGCGACGCACAUUGACCACAGCUGCCUCACUGGCCUCACCUCUGCCAUGUUCGUUGAUGAGGAGGCGAAUCCGCCGAAUUCCUCCUCAUUGUCAAGUUCGUCUAGCAGCGGUAUCCCCGAAUUAUCCGCCUCCCCAGACCCGAAGGCUGGCUUGUAUAUCCGCUCACGGACAGGACAGGUUGUCAAGGUGAAUAUCCCCAAGGACUGUUUGGCGUUUCAGACGGGGGAGGCGCUGGAGUUGAUUACCAAGGGGAGAUUCAAGGCCGUGCCACAUUUUGUGAGAGGGGUGAAGAAUGUGAAGGGGAAGGUUGCGCGGAAUACGUUGGCUGUGUUUACGCAGCCGAAUCUGGGUGAGGAGGUUCAGGAGGGAAAGACGUUUGCGGAUUUUGCGAGGGAGGUGGUGGAGAGGAAUCAUUAGGCGUUAUUUUUUUUUCUUUUUAUUUUUUAUUUUUUCUCUCUUUUCUUUUCUUUUCUUUUCUUUGUUGUAUUAUAACCGUACUCCGUAUCGUAAAUUGAGACCUAGCUGGGCGGGGAUUUAAAUUUAUUUCAUCCUAUUUCAUUUAUUAUUUAGGAUUGCCUUUAUAUUGAUUACUCUAUGUAAACCAUAUCAUUCUAUGUAUGGUUGUGGCAGCGCUUGGAAACAGUAAAAAAUAUUCUGCUAACUAGAAGUAAAAUUGUAUGCUCAACUAUCACUUAGGCGCCAUUAGCUGUCUUAAAACGCUGAAAAUGGGGAUAGAAUACAGAGGUAUCUUGCUAGUAGUACAUGGGGAAGGACAAAAUAAAGAGGCAAAGGGGCAAACACUAAAUGCGUAGAAUGAAAGAAAAUGGACAUGAGCAA